CACAAAGAUGGAGGCUUUAAACUUCUAUAGGACUGCCUCUGACCACAAUGCAAUAAUUUUUUAUACUGAGGUGGAAGUAAGCUGUAGGAGAAGAAGAUUUGUUUUUGACAAAUCUUGGGUGAAGCAGGAGGGUAUUACAGAUGUGGUGAUGGAAGGGUGGCAGGUUUCAGUUGAUGGGUCUCAGAUGUAUCAAGUUCACCAAAAAAUUAAGAACACAAGGAUGGCUCUAUUAUCAUGGCAUAAACCACUGCAUAGAAACAGUGAAAAAGCAGUCAAAGUUCUCACAGAGAAAAUGGAGGAGAUGAGGAACAAUGGUUUGGAGAGGGACUGGGAAGAGUGGGCAAGUACUAAGGCUGAGCUAGAUCAGGCUCGUAAAGAGGAAGAGAAUUAUUGGAGGCUAAAAUCGAGGGCUUUGUGGCUAAAAGAAAGGGAUCAAAACUCCCGGUUUUUUCAUGCGUUCACUGCUCAAAGGAGGAAAUCUAACUCUAUUUACAGGCUGGUUACCAAUGGUGGUGUGGUUUGUGAUUCAAAAGAUACCAUUGAGACUCACAUGGUAGAAUUCUACACAAGUUUGUUUACCUCAGAAGGGAGCUCCGCUAAUGCUGAGACGCUGCAGCACAUCUCCAGAACUAUCAUUGAUGACCAUAAUUCUAUUCUUGUCCAACCAAUUGAGGAGAAGGAGAUUAAAGCGGCUGUCUUUAUGAUGGAGUCUGACAAGGCACCCAGGGAGGAUGGUAUGACUGUCUAUUUCUUCAAACACUUUUGGAAUAUUAUUAAAGAUGAUGUUUGUGCUGCAGUCAAAAGUUUUUUCUUAUCUGGAAAUAUGCUGAAGAACUGGAAGCAUACUGUAAUUACUUCAAUUCUAAAGUGUCUUUACCCGGAUUCUCUGAGCAAUUUCAGACCUAUUUCUCUGUGUGGUGUAUUAUACAAAGUAGUGGCUAACAUUAUUGCUCAAAGACUGAAGCUGUGUUUAAAUUCCUGCAUUAGUAGUGCUCAAACUGCUUUUGUACCUGGUAGAAGUCUUUUAGACAAUGUGGUUAAUGCUCAGGAAGUGUUCUACUAUUUUCACAAACACAGAUCAGGUCCUCAUGCGUUUAUGGCUAUUAAACUUGACAUGGAGAAAGCUUAUAAUAGGGUAGAAUGGAUCUGCAUCAAGGUUAUCAUGAGGAAAAUGGGCUUUCAUGGGAAGUUUAUUAAUUGGAUUCUUAGUUGCAUUUCUCAUCCUACCUUUUCUUUUAACUUGAAUGGGGCUAACUGUGGCUUUGUCAAAGCUACUAGGGGAAUCAGGCAGGGUGAUCCCCUGUCUCCAUAUCUGUUUAUCAUUGUUUCUGAGGUGCUUUCCUCUUAUCUACAUUAUUUGAUGACUUCUAGACAAUUCAAAGGGAUCAAAAUUGCAAAGAAUGCUCCUAUGUUAUCACACCUGUUAUUUGCAGAUGAUGCACUUGUGUUCUGUAAGGCCGAUGACUAUCAUGCAAGGUUGAUGCUGAAUAUCCUACAUAAUUAUAAAGGGUUUACAGGUCAAAAGGUUAAUCUUCACAAGUCCUCCAUGUUCCUUAGUAGAAAUUGCAGGCCUGAUAUGGUGUGUAGAAUUAGUGCUAUACUCAGUGGGGUUGUGGUAAAGAGAUCUUCGAGAUAUCUUGGCCUUCCUCUGGGUAUUGGUGCUUUUAAAAGGGAUGCAUUUCAAUUUGUUGAGGAGUCAGUGAAAGCCAGAAUAGAAAGUUGGAAGAAUAACUUGUUAUCACCGGCAGGGAAGGAAGUUUUAAUCAAAUCUGUUUUGCAGGCCCUUCCAAUUUUUGUGAUGUCUUGUUUUCUGCUCCCUAUUGGUCUGUGCAAGAGAAUAUGCAGGUUAAUGGCAAAAUUCUGGUGGAGUAAGGGAAGUUCUCAGGAGAAUAGUCUGCACUGGAAAGCUUGGGAGAAAAUGGUUAUUCCAAAAAUAAAUGGUGGGCUGGGUUUCUUGGAUAUUCAGACUCUGAACAAAGCUCUCAUCUUGAAACAACUAUG
Striga hermonthica is the source of this 2001-nucleotide messenger RNA. NCBI's taxonomy places the organism in Eukaryota, Viridiplantae, Streptophyta, Magnoliopsida, Lamiales, Orobanchaceae. The record is from the annotation of a GenBank genome assembly.